This is a messenger RNA of Lutra lutra (Eurasian river otter), 828 nucleotides long. RefSeq names its product parathymosin-like. Bases 1 to 465 code for a protein of 154 amino acids. The record is from RefSeq and is a predicted model, not a curated record. Lineage: Eukaryota; Metazoa; Chordata; Mammalia; Carnivora; Mustelidae. Gene Ontology annotation, cellular component: nucleus. Gene Ontology annotation, molecular function: histone binding. The transcript is spliced from 2 exons. Gene Ontology annotation, biological process: positive regulation of transcription by RNA polymerase II; negative regulation of apoptotic process.
AUGCAGCGGGCUGCUGAGGAGGAUACUCUUUGCAGUUUUUCUGGGCAAUACCAGCCUGAGCAGUGGUGGAGGCAUGCACCAGGUGGACAUGCCAGGAGUCCUGGUGCUCCGCAGCCCGCUGACCCCAGCCUAGGCGUGGGCACAGCACUGUGUGUCUGGUCCCAGCCCCCUCGUGGCCUUGAGGACCCUGGGACCUCUGUUUUGCCUGACCUGAAGGAGAAGAAAGAGAAGGCGGAGGAGAAAGCCAGCCGAAAAGAGCGAAAGAAAGAAGUGGUGGAGAAGGAGGAGAACGGAGCUGAGGAGGAAGAAGAAACUGCUGAGUAUGGAAAGGAGGAGGAUGAAGGGGAAGAAGAUGAGGAAGAAGAAGAAGAUGACGAUGAAGGGCCCACGCUGAAGAGAGUUGCUGAAGAGGAGAAUGAAGAGGAUCCCAAGCAGCAGAAGACAGAAAAUGGGGCGUCGGCAUGAGCCCCCUGCCAAUGGGCUGGGGGUGGGAGGCCCCUCAGGGCCUGGAGGUGGGGGUGGGAACAGACGAGUGCAGCCACUGUCCACCUGGCUCCUGGCUCUGGACCCUGCACCAGAGCUGCCACCCUUUUUGUCCCCAGCCUUGCUCAUGUCCGCCUCUCCAGACACUGCCCCUUCUAUCCUCACUCUGCCAUUGUUUCACCUCUUGAACUGCUCCAUCUGAGCUCCCCAGCUGGUCCCAAUUGCUCUUCUUCCUGUCCUUGCUCUCUUCCUCCCUUCCCUCACUCCUCCUGUAGCCUCUCCUUCCUCACCUCUGCAUCCCAGCCUCAUGUCCUGUCCAUCCCUACCCUGCCUGAUCCCUGGGUC